Molecule: messenger RNA, 1458 nt
Organism: Penicillium waksmanii
Lineage: Eukaryota; Fungi; Ascomycota; Eurotiomycetes; Eurotiales; Aspergillaceae
Product: fungal specific transcription factor domain-containing protein
Exons: 3
Coding region: 1-1458 (485 amino acids)
Biological process (GO): positive regulation of transcription by RNA polymerase II
Cellular component (GO): nucleus
Molecular function (GO): transcription cis-regulatory region binding; DNA-binding transcription factor activity
Source: RefSeq, a predicted model, not a curated record
AUGGGCGCCGACUUCUGCACUGCGGUUAAGCGCACUUGGGAAGGUCAUCCCCCUCUUGCUUCUGACGCGGUCGAUCUUCUGAUCUCUGAGUGCGAUCUUGCUGAGGGCAUCGGAGAACGAUUUCUUACGGGUGCCAGCCAAAAUCCUUUCUCUGUAUUCCCCGUAAGAGUCGAAAGCAUCUUGUCCAAUGGGGGUAGGAACAUAAAUCAUGCUACGAACGAAGACCGACUUCUCUUCCACCACUAUGUGGACCAUGUUGCGUCCAUCAUGGUGCCUUUUGAAAACCCCCAUGGGCCCUCUAAUCCCUGGAAGGUGUUUUAUCCAUCAGUCUCCAUUCGCUAUUUACUCCCCGGGGAAAAGGCUUUGUACCAUGCCAUUAUUGCCCAUUCUGCUUUCAACAUGGCCAAUUUAGGCCCUGACAAUGCUACAUCGAUGCGAUUACGCUCGGCUACGAAACACUAUAACAUGUCAAUCCAAUACGUGAACGAAAGCAUUGGGUCUGUCAAUAGGGACUCUGCAAGUACGCUUGCUGCAAUUAUGACGUUGAUGAUGGCUGAGGUAUACAGCGGCCAAUCGGAGAAAUGGAAGCAUCAUCUUCGGGGGGCAUGGGCGCUCCUCCUUGGCCCGCAUAGUUUUGAGUCCUGGGAUGAAUCUCCAUUUACACGUUUCUCGAUUCAGAGUUUACUCAUUGUGAGAAUCAUCAGUGGCACCGCUUUGGGAGGUGCUGAGAGUUGUUCGCGUGAACUUGGCUUGCAGCAUGCAUCAUCAUAUCGAAAUGUCGACACUGUACAUCCCUGUAACUCCAGAGAUCUCGCAUAUACCUCGUCGAUUUUGUCAACCCCGGAAUUUGGAUUCACCAUUGGGGCGCAAAAGUCUUUACUUGAGUGCAUAUCAUCUAUAACAGACGCCAAGCACAAAAUGCGGUCGGGCAUGACUUCCGAUGACCCUUUCGACAUUGAUCUAACUAUCUCUCGUGUGUUAAGCUGUCUGAAAGAUAUUCGCAUGCAGCUGGAAGGAAAUAAUAUCGCGGAAAUUCCAGAAAAUAGUUCCCUGACUCAGAACCUGGCGCGGUACCAGCUGAGCGCAUUCCUAUAUGCCACAUAUAUCUAUCUCUACCGAUCACUCUUGGAUGUGCGCCCACGCCGAGUUGCUAAAUAUGUGGAAUUGGUAUUCGUCAAUACUCAUGCCUUUUAUUCUGAAAGCAAGGGAAAUUUCUCUCUAUGGCCAGCGUUUAUCGCUGCAGUGGAGGCUUAUACGGAAUACGACAUUGGCUUGGCCACAGAAUGGCUUGAACAAUCCAGCAAUUUCGGGCUUGGGAACAGACGGAAAAUCAAACAAAUUGUCGAAAAUGUGUGGAUACGAAGGGACCUUCUGCAGUUGGAAACAAAUAUGGACAAGGGUCUUAUAGCAAUAGAUUGGAGGGAAAUCGGUCUCGAUACGGAUAUCCUGUUAGUUUGA